Falco peregrinus (peregrine falcon) is the source of this 2307-nucleotide messenger RNA. RefSeq names its product zinc finger protein 467 (gene ZNF467). The transcript is spliced from 5 exons. The record is from RefSeq and is a predicted model, not a curated record. Gene Ontology annotation, biological process: regulation of transcription by RNA polymerase II. Gene Ontology annotation, molecular function: RNA polymerase II cis-regulatory region sequence-specific DNA binding; DNA-binding transcription factor activity, RNA polymerase II-specific. The coding region runs from base 82 to 1743 and encodes 553 amino acids. NCBI's taxonomy places the organism in Eukaryota, Metazoa, Chordata, Aves, Falconiformes, Falconidae.
GCGGCGGCGGCGGCGGAGCGGGCUGUGGCCUUGUGUCCCCCGCUGCAGCACCGUGAGCCACACCGCAGCUGGAGCCGUGCCAUGAGGGAGAGCUUCGACACCCUGCGUGCCCUGGGUUCCCCCGUGGCCAAGCCGGAGCCGGUCCCACUGGCAGAGGAGAUGGAGGCACCGGGUUGUGCCGGCUCAGCGUGGCUGGUGGUCCCCAAGGUGGAGGCAAUCCCUGAGGGUGAUGGAGAAGAGCCGGGGGCUGCAGGGGAGCCGGGGAGCCUGGAGCACAGCUGCUCAGAGGACUGGCUGGUGAGGAAGGUGAAGGUGGAAGACGAGUUCGAGGAGUGGCCAGCUGGCCCCGGCACCGAAGCCCUGCUGGCGGGGCAGCCCCCGGCCAGCGUCUUUCCCCCUGCUGCUGGCACGCUGGACUGCACGGGUACCUGCAAGCCAGAGCAGCCAUGCCCGGAGGAGCUGGGCUGUGGUGGGCUGCCCGCCUUCACCCUGCCAUCCUGGCCGCUGCUUGGCCAGAGCCCAGCCGGCACCGGUGGCUGUGAGCACUGCUUUCAGGCGCGGCUCAGCCUGCAGCUGCCAGUGAGCGAGGGUGAGCCCCAGCCUUGCGGGGGCUGCGGGACCCCGGCCCCCCCACGCCCCUUCGCCUGCACCCAGUGUGGGAAGGGCUUUGGCAAGAAGGCGCAUCUGACACGGCACCUGCGGGUGCACACAGGUGAGCGGCCCUUCCCCUGUGGGCAGUGCGGCCGCCGGUUCCGCCAGAAGAUCCACCUGCGCUCCCACCAGAAGACGCACACAGGCGAGCGGCCCUUCCCCUGCCCCGAAUGCGGCCGCCGCUUCCGCAAGAAAACCCACCUGGUGCGGCACCAACGCACCCACACCGGCGAGCGGCCCUUCGCCUGUGCCCACUGCGGCCGCUGCUUCGCCCACAAGCAGCACCUCCUCCGGCACCAGCAGCUGCACACCGAGCCGGCGCCGGGGGACGGGGAUGGGGGGCUGCCUGCCGAGCAGAAGCCCUUCCCCUGCCCCGAGUGCGGGAAGAGCUUCAGCUGGAAGAAGAACCUGGCAUCCCACCGCCGGCUGCACCAGGAAGGACAGCCCUUUGCCUGUGCCGAAUGCGGCCGCGGCUUCAGCGACAAGCGGCACCUGACGGCGCACCUGCGGGGGCACAUGGGGCUGAAGCCCUACGCCUGCCCGCACUGCGAGAAGACCUUCAGCCACAAGCCCAACCUCACCACGCACCAGCGCACCCACACUGGCGAGCGGCCGUUCGCCUGCCCGCACUGCACCCGCGGCUUUGCCCACAACCAGCACCUGCUGCGGCACCUGCGGGUGCACACUGGUGAGCGCCCCUUCGCCUGCCCCCAGUGCGGCCGCUGCUUCAGCUCCCGCCCCAACCUCAUCGCCCACGCCAAGGCGCACACCGGUGCCCGGCCCUUUGCCUGUGAGCAGUGCGGCCACACCUUCAGCCGAAAGUCCCACCUGGCACGGCACCAGGCGGUGCACACCGGCACCCGGCCCCACGCCUGCACCCAGUGUGGCAAGCGCUUCAGCUCCAAGACCAACCUGGUGCGGCAUCAGGCAGUGCACACCGGCCACCGGCCCUACAUCUGCACCCAGUGCGGCAAGAGCUUCAGCCGCAAAACCCACCUGCUGCGCCAUGAGCGUACCCAUGCCGCCACCACGCCCCGGCAGAGCUGGCCAGCCCCUGCUGCCCCAGCCCCCCCAGCCACCCUCUGCCCCUGAGCACUGAGCACCGGGACAUGCCAGGGACCCUGGUGGCACCCAGCGCCGCAGCCUCCUGCAGGCACUGCCUGCAGACCCCAGCCCUGCCCAUGGCCCCUUGCCCAGGCAGGGCCCCCCCCCGUGCCCGCUGGAGAUGCAGCGCACGGUGUGGAGUGCAGCUCCUGACCGUGCCGGCAGCGAUGUGGCCGGUGGCCAAGCCCCGGCUCUAAAAUGGUCUCACAAACGCAUGAGUAGGGUCCAGCCCGCGGCACACUGCGCCAGGGCUGGCGGGGGAGUUGGGGUACAGGGGGAGCCCCGUCCCGGCCCCUCUCAGGGCAGGGGCUGUCCCCGUGGGGGUGCCGGUUUGUGGGGGUGCCGUGGGGCAGAGGGGCACCAACCUGCCUGGUGCUGGCAGGAAUGAGCCAAAACUGCCAAUAAACCAACUUUUGCCGCAGUUCCCAGCGGGUGUCUGAGGGCCGAGCGGGGGGGACACAGGCAGGGGCAGACAGCGGAGGUCUCAGCUGGGGGCUGGGGUCGCAUUGCCUUCCUGCGGUGGCAGCGUGACAGCCUGCGGCUGCUGGAGGC